GGCUCCGCCCGCCGGGGCGCAUGAAUGAGGAAAUAUGGGAGUAAAUUGCCCUACGCACGUAUCACGCCGGCACGGAGAGUCCUCCGCCACAGCUAGCGCAUCCCGAUCGGCGCUGGGUGGUGUCGGACGGUUGUCACCCCGGGGCAACGUGGUCGCAAGGUUCGCAUUGCUCUCACCUUGUCUGUCGCCAUUUCCCGUUGCGGCGCCUGGGGUUUCCAGCCUGGAGAUUCUGGCGCCAUCGUCACGGUACGGCGCAGCUCAUCUGCAUGCAUCCAACCUCCAAUCCCGCCGCUCGCUGCCAAUCAGGCAGUCGUUGCCGCCAUCUUUCGUUUCAUCUCCAUUCCCCCGCCUGCUUAUCUUCAAGUCUCCAGACUGUCGCGCCACCCUCACGGUUGCUUGCUUGUUGCUAUUUCGGUCCUCGUCCUCUUCAGGAACUUCACGCUUUGUCUCUAUCCUUCUCCCUCUCCGCACUGCACGAGCACCUCCAUCUGGUCGUGGGGCACGGUAAUUCUUCUCCUCCCAAGUCCUUCAUCAUGAUAGCAAUUAGCGGCAGGUCUUGGCACGCCUUUACAUCCGACUCUUUUUCCAAACCCGACAACAAAUCCGACAAUAAUACCACGCCACCACCCUAACCAUCACCAUGUUGCUUGCCCCCACGCACCACCACCACCUCGGACUUGACGACUCGACCUGCCUCAGCUCAACCUAGGUAGCUCGACUUGAUUCGACCUACCUACAUACAUACCUUUGACUCAACCGUCCUCCACCGGUCCCCCGUCAUGGGGAAUCUGUUUCUAAUCCAUGCGGCGCGGAGUCAGGCCCAAAGAAUGACAGCGUCAUCUAUCCUUAACCUAGUCAGCAGCGCCCUGCGGCGCUCGGCCUCAG
Aplosporella prunicola CBS 121167 is the source of this 885-nucleotide messenger RNA. RefSeq lists its product as uncharacterized. The transcript has a single exon. The coding region runs from base 35 to 508 and encodes 157 amino acids. Lineage: Eukaryota; Fungi; Ascomycota; Dothideomycetes; Botryosphaeriales; Aplosporellaceae. The record is from RefSeq and is a predicted model, not a curated record.